Saccostrea cuccullata (small rock oyster) is the source of this 2276-nucleotide messenger RNA. RefSeq lists its product as uncharacterized. Lineage: Eukaryota; Metazoa; Mollusca; Bivalvia; Ostreida; Ostreidae. The transcript has 15 exons. The record is from RefSeq and is a predicted model, not a curated record. Bases 56 to 1996 code for a protein of 646 amino acids.
GGCGGCCUUUUCAAGUCUCAGUCAAUGACAUAAAAAAUAACGGAUAAAAAGCCUGAUGGGAAGACACAGGGGGUUUGAGGAAUACUUAAGAAAAGCUGCAGAUAAAGAAAAGAAAAAAAUAAAAGAAUCAGUUUUGGAGGUAUUUAGGGCUAGGUCAAAGUCUCCUGGAGGAAAUGGUGCAUUUCUUGUAGCUGGGAGCAAAGGAAAGACAGAAGCAACAGUUGACAGAAAUGCCGUAGAGGACAUCAUGAGUCCAGCAGAAAGAAAAUCAAGGGGGAGGAAAAGAAAAAUUAACAAAUCGAAAGAAGAUAGGAAAAGACACAAGUCAGAAGAAAAAAUUGAUCAAGUCCAAGCACACUCUGAUUCAAAUCUUAGACAUGCUUUGAGAUCAGCACGGGAACAAGAUGAAUUGCAUGCCAAAAAUGCCAUCUCAAGAAUUGCCAGAAAGCGAAUGACAAGACGACUUGGAUUAUUUAAUCAAGGCAAAAAGUCAGAAACAGUUUCAAGAGAAUUUUAUAUUUUGAAUGGAAAACGAAGAACUGCAGAAGAAGAUUUAGAGGAAUUUCUCCAUAAUAGUUCGACAGACAGAUACAGUGACCUAGAAAGACAUAACCCUAAAAUAUCAUGCCAUAAAACAAAUGAAAAGGAAAAGUUGACUGUGAAUUCAGCAGACUUGAGUAGACCUGAGACAGGAUACAGGAGCUGCUCAAGUACUCACACCACUACCCCCGCCUCCAUUCACAGAACGUCUGCUCCUCACAGUAUUUUGAGCCUUGCCAGUAGUUGUGGCUCAGCAUUAAGAGAGGACCAUGAACAGUUAUCAUCUAUAGAGAAUAUUGUGGAUAAAGUUCUAUCUAAGCUCAAACCACAGAAACUUUUUCCAGAAAGAGAUUUUGUCCAAGAAACCACAGACGAGCUAAGAAGUAUAAUGAGGAGAAAUGCACAAAGAUCAUCUACACCUACGCCAUCCCUGCGAAUAAAUUCAUCUAUCAAGAGAUCUCUGUUAGACAGAUAUCUGACGCCAAAGAAAGAUGAGAAUAAGGAAAAAAGAGACCUGACAAAAGAUACCGGUACUGUGUCUCCCACCAUAGUAAAUUCAAUACCAAAAACAAAAGAGGUGAACCAACCAAAGCAGUAUGUAAAGAUACCAACCUCCCCUAAAGAAGUACACAGGUCCAAUUCACACAAGGCCAAUAGUCCACCAAACCUGCCCGUAGUACAGAGAAAGCAUGAACAUUUCUUCCAUGAUCUGUCAGACAUUCAAAGUGAUGCCCAAACUCUGCUGGAAUGCCAUGACCAGAUGCUGGCAGAGGCCAACAGAUACAUGAUAAAAGUGACAGCAAGGAGAGAGGAAAUUUUCCUGGAGGAUUUGUGUAAUGCAGAUGGUCUGGACAUCCUGAGGAAGCAGGAUGAGCAUGCCAGGAAGCUACAGGAGCAGGAUUGGAGGAGGAGUAAGGAGGAGGACAGCUGGAGGAGCCUGUUUCCUGAGCAGAAUGAGGUCCGGUCCUCAUCGCAGACCUCCUCAAUGUCCUCAGGUUACCAGGGCAGUCAGAUACUCAGGGACACAGGGAGCUGCAGGACUGAAACAGUACCAGCAUAUGCAGCAUCCAUCCAGUACCCAGAGUUUAUGCCACAGUUUCAUGACCAAGACUACUACAGUGGAAAUCACACGAGUGGAAUGUCAAGUAAAAUUAAAUCCUUGGAUAUCCUGGAAAUCCUUGACAACAAUGAAGUAAAAACUCAUCAUCGUCCUUCAAGUCAGGAUGCAUACAUCAAUACUUCAAAUUCCUUAUCUAGCAGAGACAUUAUUGACAACCUUAUCCAAGAUAUUGAGGUCCCCAACAGGACUCACACCAUGAAUAGGGAUAGGAUUAGUCAGCAAAAAUCCCCCCACAGGGCCUCACAAGAGGAGUACCAUUUCUGUCUAAAGAAACCCAGCUUAGACACACCUAGUCCCCCAGAGGAAUUGUUCAAAAAGCACUCACUCAUUCCUUAAGGCAAUCAAAAACAUUUCUUAGUAAAAAUAGGAGCAAUUCAAUACACUCCUGUCUCAAAAAAUCAAUGGUGAGAAGUAUGGCAUAUACAGAACAGGUGCAACUGGUAAAAUAAUUUUUUAAUGUGGUGGGAUGACUUUCUUUCUCAAGCCUUUUAUUUUGUGCAUGUAAUUUCAAUGCACAUGUAAUUUGAACAUGUACAUGUCGAGGUGUAUAUCUGUGAGGGACAAAUCUGUGAUAAUUGUAAUUUUUACCAUUGAUUCAGUUGUCAAUUUGUGUACU